GGCCCCGCCUCGGCCGGCGGCGGGAGCGGCUGCGCUCGGCUCGGCUCGGCUCGGCUCGGCUCGGCUGUGCCCGGCUCUGCCCUGCCCCGCUCCGCUGCCGGCGGCGCUGCGCUCCCCGCGGUGUCCCCGGCGCCGCCAAUGACGGCGGCCGCUGGCGGCGGCGGGGCCGCGGCCGGGUGAGGCGGCGGCGGCGGUGCCGGCGGGGCCCGCGCCCUCCCGCACGAUGUCAGCGCAGGGCAAGUUCAAGAAGGACAAAGAGAUCAUCGCCGACUACGAGGCGCAGGUCAAAGAAAUCCGAACGCAGCUGGUGGAGCAGUUCAAAUGCCUGGAGCAGCAGUCGGAGUCGCGCCUGCAGCUGCUGCAGGACCUGCAGGAGUUCUUCCGCAGGAAGGCCGAGAUCGAGCUGGAGUACUCCCGCAGCCUGGAGAAGCUGGCCGAGCGCUUCUCCUCCAAGAUCCGCAGCUCCAGAGAGCACCAGUUCAAGAAAGAUCAGCACCUCCUGUCCCCUGUGAACUGCUGGUACCUGGUUCUGACGCAGACCCGUCGAGAGAGCCGAGACCACGCCACCCUGAAUGACAUCUUCAUGAACAAUGUCAUCGUCCGGCUCUCGCAGAUCAGUGAGGAUGUCAUCAGGCUCUUCAAAAAGAGCAAGGAGAUUGGCCUCCAGAUGCACGAGGAGCUCCUGAAGGUCACCAAUGAGCUCUACACGGUGAUGAAGACCUACCACAUGUACCACGCAGAGAGCAUCAGCGCCGAGAGCAAGCUGAAGGAGGCAGAGAAGCAGGAAGAAAAGCAGUUCAACAAGUCAGGGGACAUCAGUGUGAACCUGCUGCGACAUGAGGACCGGCCUCAGCGGCGCAGCUCUGUCAAGAAGAUUGAGAAGAUGAAAGAGAAGAGACAAGCCAAGUAUUCUGAAAACAAGCUGAAGUGUACAAAAGCCAGGAACGACUACCUGCUGAACCUGGCAGCCACCAACGCGGCCGUCAGCAAGUACUACAUCCACGACGUCUCCGACCUCAUCGACUGCUGUGAUCUGGGAUUCCAUGCCAGCCUUGCUCGCACCUUCAGGACAUACCUGUCUGCUGAGUACAACCUGGAGACGUCCCGCCACGAGGGCCUGGACGUCAUCGAGAACGCCGUGGACAACCUGGACGCACGGAGCGACAAGCACACCAUCAUGGACAUGUGCAACCAGGUCUUCUGCCCGCCGCUCAAGUUCGAGUUCCAGCCACACAUGGGGGAUGAGGUGUGCCAGGUGAGCGCCCAGCAGCCUGUGCAGACCGAGCUGCUGAUGCGGUACCACCAGCUGCAGUCUCGGCUGGCCACCCUCAAGAUAGAGAAUGAAGAGGUACGGAAAACGCUGGAUGCCACGAUGCAGACCUUGCAGGACAUGCUGACAGUGGAAGAUUUUGAUGUUUCAGAUGCCUUCCAGCACAGCCGCUCCACUGAGUCGGUCAAAUCAGCUGCAUCAGAGACCUACAUGAGCAAAAUCAACAUUGCCAAGAGGAGAGCCAACCAGCAGGAGACCGAAAUGUUCUAUUUCACUAAAUUUAAGGAGUAUCUGAAUGGCAGUAACCUCAUCACGAAGCUCCAGGCUAAACACGACCUGCUGAAGCAAACUCUGGGAGAAGGUGAAAGAGCUGAGUGCGGAACAACCAGAGGAAGGAGGAAUGCACGAACGAGGAAUCAGGAUUCGGGACAGGCCAUCCCACUUGUUGUAGAAAGCUGCAUCCGCUACAUCAAUCUGUAUGGCCUCCAGCAACAGGGCAUCUUCAGAGUCCCUGGCUCCCAGGUGGAAGUCAACGACAUCAAGAACUCAUUUGAGAGAGGUGAAGACCCCCUCGCUGAUGAUCAGAACGAACGAGACAUUAACUCAGUGGCUGGAGUCUUGAAGCUGUAUUUCCGAGGACUGGAAAACCCCCUCUUUCCUAAGGAAAGGUUUCAAGAUUUGAUAUCUACUAUAAAAACUGAGAACCCUGCAGAGAGAGUGCACCAGAUCCAGCAGAUCAUUGUCACUCUGCCUCGGGCUGUCAUCGUGGUCAUGAGAUACCUCUUUGCUUUCCUUAACCACUUGUCACAGUACAGCGAUGAGAACAUGAUGGAUCCCUACAACCUGGCCAUCUGCUUCGGGCCCACGCUGAUGCACAUUCCUGACGGGCAGGAUCCGGUGUCCUGCCAGGCCCAUGUCAAUGAGGUCAUCAAAACCAUCAUCAUUCACCACGAGGGCAUCUUCCCCAGCCACCGGGAGCUGGAGGGGCCUGUCUACGAGAAGUGCAUGACUGGAGGGGAGGAGUACUGUGACAGCCCGCACAGCGAGCCGGGCACCAUCGAUGAAGUGGACCACGACAACGGGACAGAGCCGCACACCAGUGACGACGAGGUGGAGCAGAUUGAAGCCAUAGCGAAGUUUGACUACAUUGGGCGGUCUCCACGGGAGCUCUCCUUCAAGAAAGGGGCCUCACUCCUGCUGUACCAUCGGGCGUCGGAGGACUGGUGGGAAGGGAGACACAACGGGGUGGACGGGCUCAUUCCCCACCAGUACAUCGUGGUGCAAGACAUGGAUGAUGCGUUCUCUGACAGCCUGAGCCAGAAGGCAGACAGCGAGGCGAGCAGCGGGCCGCUGCUGGACGAUAAAGCCUCCUCCAAGAACGACAUCCAGUCUCCAACAGAUCACAUCAUGGACUAUGGCUUUGGGGGAGUGAUGGGCAGGGUGAGAUUGAGGUCUGAUGGUGCAGCCAUCCCCCGGCGCCGCAGCGGGGGAGACACCCACAGCCCGCCCCGCGGGAUGGGGCCCGGCAUAGACACCCCUCCUCGAGCAGCAGCCUGCCCCAGCAGCCCCCACAAGAUCCCCCUCAACAGGGGCAGGAUCGAGAGCCCUGAGAAGCGCCGGAUGGCGACGUUCGGCAGCGCGGGCAGCAUCAACUUCCCAGACAGGAAGGCCCUGGCUGACAGCCACCCUCUGAGAUCGACCUGUGGGUCCACCCGGCACAGCAGCCUUGGAGAUCAGAAAUCCCUGGAAGCAGAAGCUCUUGCUGAGGACAUCGAGAAGACCAUGAGCACGGCGCUGAACGAGCUGCGGGAGCUGGAGAGGCAGAACACGGCCAAGCAGGCGCCCGACGUGGUGCUGGACACGCUGGAGCCCAUGAAGAACCCCCCGAUGGGCGCCGCCAACUCGGAGCCGGCCAGCCCCCUGCACACCAUCCUGAUCCGGGACCCCGAGGCGGCCAUGCGGCGCAGCAGCAGCUCCACCACCGAGAUGAUGACCACCUUCAAGCCGGCGCUGUCGGCCCGGCUGGCCGGGGCGCAGCUGCGGCCGCCGCCCAUGCGGCCGGUGCGGCCCGUGGUGCAGCACCGCUCCAGCAGCAGCAGCAGCUCGGGGGUGGGCAGCCCCGCCGUCACCCCCACCGAGAAGCUCUUCCCCAGCAGCUCGGCAGAUAAAUCGGGCACCAUGUAGGCUGGGGCGCCGUGGAGGCUGGGGCGCCGUGGAGGCUGGGGCACGGGGACCGCGGCACCCGGACGCCGGGAGCGGGGCGGGCACGGCAGAGCCUCGCUGGGUGGGCAGGGGGUCAGAGCCCUGCUGGGGGAGCCUCUGUGGAAGGAAGCACGUGUGGGGCCUGGGCCUGGUGCUGUACAUACGUGUGUGUGUAUGUACGUAGGUGUGCACACACCCCAUCCAUGCAGAAACACUUCCCGAGCUUGCAGUCCUACAGCAGGAGGAGACGGCAGGUCUACGUGUUGGCACUGGAGAACACACUCGGUGUAGAAGUAUAUAUUAAAAACAAAGUGUACAGAAUUCAAUGACUUUUUAAAACAGUAGAUUUACCUCAGAAACUGGCUCCGAAAUGUCCUCUCUUGAGACGGUGGGUUGGUCUGGGUUUCCAAGGCUGGCUGUGUGCCCCUGGAAGCCCACACUGCAGCAGCUGUGCGUCAAGCAAUACGAGGCCACUCUGGAAUUUAUGUUCUGUACCUCUUGGCUUUGAAAAAAAAAAAAGGAUGGGAAUACAGUGGGGUCUGUUCACUGCUGGGCUGUGGAGAAGAGCUGGAAAUCCAUACAUGACCAUGUGUGACCGGCCAGCUGGAGCCUUUCCAGUCCUGAAUCCUGAGAUGUCUUCAUGUGCCUGUGAUGCCCUGGCAGCAGGGACAAAGCAAGGUGUGUGCCGUGGAUGGGAAUGGAGUGAAGUGAGUGUCAUGAGUGGGACAGAGUGAGGUGUGUGCCAUCACUCUCGUGCAGGAGGAGGACGCUGCGCUGCACUGGGACUGUGGAACGCUGCUUCUCUGCAAGUUCUCAGAGUGAGCAGGGACUAGUGACCAAACCUGUGGUAAAGCAUGGAGUAACUUACAGAGUUUGGAGAUUCUUCAUCUCCCUUUCCCCACGUGCUUUUUCUUUUUUUUUUUUAAUCAAAACCCAACCCAGUGGUCUCUUGAGAGUCAGGCCUGAGCAGCGAGGAGGGGUCUCAGGUCAGAGUGGUGGUCCUGCAUGAGAAGCAUGAGCCGUGUUUGACCACAUCAGAUGCAAAACUGAUCUGAUGGGUGAUACUUUGCACUUUCUGUACUGUACCAUAUAAUACAACAGUUUGAGUUUAUGCAAAAUAAUCUACAUUUUGUUUUACCCAGAGGAAAAAAUAUGCAGAAGGCUGGGGAUUGCAUGGUCCUGUGUGAUAAUCCAGACUCCUCUGUAAGCACUGAAUCCGAGAUGCUCCGUGCUUCUCCUGCAGCUUUUCCUUGUACAGAUUUCCAUGCAAUGCCCCAUGGUUUGAUUUGGCACUUCCCCAUGGUCACGUGCUAAUGUCUCCUAACAUUCAUCCUUCCUCCCUGCUGUCUCUGAUCCUGCUGCUCUGUGCCUGGGCAAAGACGCCUGCGAGCCCUCCUGACUCACCCAGCAGCCACUUACCCUGCCUGGGGCUUUGCUUUGUCCCCCCUUCAUCCUCCUCAUCUCUCCGGCGCUGCUGCGGGCCCCAGCUCUGCAGGAGAAGCAGCCUGACUGCAGCAGGCAGCUGGAGGCGCUGACCAGGGCGGCAGAACCCGUCAGCCCCGCAGCGGCUCGCGUCUCCUCGGCUGGGGAGCUCCCGCGCACGCCAGACUGCCUGUGCAUUCACACCUGUACCCCUGUACCUGUACGGGACAGCUGCACCCCAUCUCUGCACCUGCACAGCUGCACCCCCGUGUGCCGGGCACAGAGCUGCCGCCGUGGGCCCGGCUGGUGCCUGUCCCGUGCCCAUCACACGUGUCCCCUCACGCCCCGCUCUGCCAGCCCUGUAAAUAUUGCUGUACUUGCUUAACUGCUCGAAAGUAACUGUUAACCUGUAAACUGUACAAAAAUAGGCUAAAGUUAGAUAAAGCCGAUGCCACUCAACAAAUCUUUGCACUUAGUAGGUAGCUCAAUGUAAAAAUAAACCCAGUAAUAAUAAUAGUAAUCCCGAAGGGAAGCGAAGCCGCCCGCACCCCUGGCAGAGCCCGUGGGGAGCAGCUCUGCCCACGUCCCUCCCUGUCACGCUGGCAGGGCAGACGGUGUGUGUGCGUGUCUGUGAACGUCCUUGGCGUUUGGUUCUCGUUGCUGUUUAUUUCUCCAUCGUGCCCCUUUCCUGGCGCAGCCCCUGGCCUCUGCCCGGCCUGGCAGGUGUUCAGCCAGGCCGGGCUGGGCUGGGACCUGGGCUGGGGAGGGAAGGACCCAUUUGGCACCAGUGCUGUGUAUCCAUUGCUAGUAAUUAUUGCUUUUGUUUCCAUUUAGUUCCUGGAGAACAUUCACUUUGCCAGUUUUCUGGUUUUUGUAUGCUUUCUGAGAUGACUUGAGAGCAAACCCAUCUUCAUUAGGGGUUUUAUUUCCUCCCUUACUUUUGACCAUACGGUACAAAUUCCAGUGUCUUUCUAUUAAAUUAUUGCCUUUCAUUUUUCCUUUGUUUUGUUUUGUUGUGGGUUUUUAAUACAGUUGUUUUCUUAUCUUUAAGUGCCUUUUUGAGCACCAAAACAAAUGGUUGGAGUUCAGGCCUGGGGGCUGUGCACACAUGGGUUCGUCUGGGCAGUUGUGUUGUGCUGGGGGUGAUUGCUUUUAAAGUCCUUCCAUCUUUCUGUUUAAUGAAAAGGGAACCAAGACUUUUUGUUGGAGAAUAAACUCCCCCUUUGUAAUAUGGUAUUCCAAGUGUAGUUUUAACUACUGUAAAUUUAAGGGAAGAAAUGUAUUUUUCUGUAAGCGAACUUGGCACAAAAUUGAACCACAUACGUUGUAGGAGCAUCAUAACUGGAACCGCUCAUGGUUUGUGAGUGACUGACUCCGAUCCUCGGUACCUCCCUGGGGGCACAGACUGUGUGUGGGCUUCAGAGUUCACAGGGCUUCACUGUGACAACCCACGGCCGAGCUGCCACCGGAGCCAGGGUGGGCCAGCCCUGCCCCGGGCCGCGGAGGGCGGCUGCUCAGGGCAGCUGUGUCUCUGGGCAGAGAGCAGAGACAGGGGAGCUCAGGGCAGCUGUGUCUCUGGGCAGAGAGCAGAGACAGGGGAGCUCAGGGCAGCUGUGUCUCUGCUGUGCAGAGCGAGCGCCGCUCCGGGCCCGGCUCCCGCGGCCCUGCCCCGUCCAGCCCAGCCCUCCAGCCACAGCCAUGGCCCUGCCGUCCAUCCCAGCCACGGCCAUGGCCCUGCCAUGAGGGGAGCACGGUGGCACCAUGGCCCUGCCGUCCAUCCCAGCCAUGGCCAUGGCCCUGCCAUGAGGGGAGAGCAGUGGCCCCCCGCCCCACCCUGCCCUGGACGGAGCCUCAGCGCCUGAGCGCGGGCCCGGGGCGGCCAUGACUGCACUUUGUUCCUUAGGCUGAAGUCCCUGGUAGGUCGUUUUGUAUCGCAGGUGUGUUAUUUAACUAGCGGUGUCGUGGUUCUCGCGGGGCGGCAGUAGAUGUUCCCAGUCUGAUUUGCUUUGCGUGGCUGGGCUGCGAGGUCUGGUGGGGACGGGGUUGGUUGUGCCGGGAGGCCGUGGGAAAUGCCGGCUGCUGCCCGCUGUACCGGCCAUCCUCCUCCUCCUCUUCCUCCUCUGGUGUUGUCUCUGUAACGUAUGGUGAGAUGCCGUCAGCUAGAGUGUCUGAGUGGGUCCUUGUGUGUGCUGGUGAUGCCAUGUAGAUGAAGCCACUGGUUGGGUGUGGACUCAUCCUGUUGAAUAAACUGCUUAACUUUUCUCAAAA
This is a messenger RNA of Motacilla alba alba, 7162 nucleotides long. RefSeq names its product SLIT-ROBO Rho GTPase activating protein 3 (gene SRGAP3). The coding region runs from base 224 to 3454 and encodes 1076 amino acids. Gene Ontology annotation, biological process: signal transduction; negative regulation of cell migration. Gene Ontology annotation, cellular component: cytoplasm. Gene Ontology annotation, molecular function: protein binding. The transcript has 22 exons. NCBI's taxonomy places the organism in Eukaryota, Metazoa, Chordata, Aves, Passeriformes, Motacillidae. The record is from RefSeq and is a predicted model, not a curated record.